AUGCCUCAACAACCAAUGAAUCAAGCCUCUUCAUCACAACAACCUAGGCCACAAGCUCCACCAGACAGGCCUAAUGAAUUACAAGCUGCGUUAUUGAGUCUUACCAACACUCAAACUCAGUUCAUGACUGAGACCAGAUCCUCUAUCAGAAAUAUUGAAACACAAGUGGGGCAGUUGGUCAAUAUGCUGAAUAAUAGACCUCAGGGAAACUUGCCUAGUAACAUUGAAGUUAAUCCUAAGAAGCAAUGUCAAGCAAUUACUCUGAGGAGUGGUAAACAAAUUGAGCAUUCUAGUGUACAACAAUCAGUGGUUCAGAAUGAAGAUUUGGGUGAAAAGUCUGAUACAGUUGAGCAAGGGGUUACUGAAGAUCAUAAGAGCACAGAGAAGAUUCCUCCAAUUCCAAGUUAUGUAAAGUUCAUGAAAGAGAUUCUUUCUAAGAAAAGAAAUAUGGAAGGCUAUGAAACUGUGGCGCUCACUGAAGAAUGUAGUGCAAUAUUGCAAAGGAAGCUGCCCCAAAAGUUGAGAGAUCCGGGGAGCUUUACUAUACCUUGCACAAUUGGAAAAUUUGAGUGUAAGCAUGCCUUGUGUGAUUUGGGGGCGAGUAUUAAUUUGAUGCCCUUAUCUGUGUUCAGGAGACUUAGUUUGGGUGAAGCAAGACCAACAACAGUUACUCUACAGUUGGCAGAUCGGUUGGAGGAUGCAAACAUGCCUAUCAUUCUUGGAAGGCCAUUCCUAGCCACAGGCCAAGCUCUCAUUGAUGUUCAGAAGGGUGAAUUGAAGCUUUAG
Molecule: messenger RNA, 786 nt
Organism: Humulus lupulus (European hop)
Lineage: Eukaryota; Viridiplantae; Streptophyta; Magnoliopsida; Rosales; Cannabaceae
Exons: 3
Coding region: 1-786 (261 amino acids)
Source: RefSeq, a predicted model, not a curated record